GUACAACUUUCUGUGAUAUUGUCUCCAUGAUGGAAAGCGACUUCUUCACCGGCGCUAGCUGUCGAAAAUAAAGAGGGGGAAGAUCGGCUCUGAGGAACAGCGCUGGGGAAGAUUAUGUUUCGAACACUGUUAGUCAUUGAGCUUCAUAUGAAAGAGCAGGUGAUUAUGAUUUCGUUUCUUGAUUGAUGACAUUCGUGGAAUUAUGAAAAUGUUACUUUUUCUUUUACGCUGAGUGUUAUUUUAUGUAGUAGCUCGUAAAAAGUUUACUGAGCGUGUUAUCGGAGCUUGGAAAUGAAAAUAAGUAAAUAGUAUAGUUGAAAAGAUUAAUAAGUGCAAUGCAGUCGUUGGGGAUUGACAAAAAAUUGAACGAGUGGAUCAACUUAAAAACUAGCGAGUCAAAUGAACGAGACGUUCAAAAACAAAUAUGCAAACUCUACGAGAUACAGUCGGAGUUGAAUUUAAAGUUAUUUUCAAGCUUCGAUGCCAUUCCCCUACAUAUGUUUAUUAAAUUGCCAGGGUUCGAUCCAAAAAUCUACCAACGACUGAAAGUUUUCAAUCAACAGAUUAACGCGAAAAUUCGUCAAAUUCAACGCAAACUUCCGUUAUCGCAUAUGCAGUCGAUAGAACCAGAAGAUAAUAAUGAGUUUCAAUGCAGUCCGGUUAGUGACAUCAACGCGAGAGACUUUAUUGUUCCACAGUUCAGUCUUCCACUGAGUGAACCGAUAAGUCAAGUCCAACCAAAAAAACCUUUAUCUGCGUGUUUCGGACCGUCAAUCUCGCAAAAUCCGAAAUUCGUUGAUACAACGCCAUCAUCUACAUCCACUUUGACCAUGUAUAAUUCAUCAAUUCAAAAGAAUAAUGGAUCAACUAUGCUAACUUCGAUGCAAAGUCCUACAUUGCCUCGCACAAAUUUCUUCAACGAUGAUGGAUUGUUAGAUAUGGAUUUACCAGGCUUUUUGGCACAUUAUGCAGAUAAUUCUGAAGAGUUCUUUUUCAAUGAACAAGAAAUAUUGGAGAGCGAAGAAUUUUCAGAAUUCAAAGAGGAAGCUGUAAUAAGCGAACAAACAACCAAAAGUUUACUUCAAAGCAACAGCAACAACACAAUGAUACACCUCAUCGGAAAUGUUAAUAACGACGGUGAUAAAGAGGAGUUUAAUACACUUGAUCACCCACACUGCCGACAAAUGUUGAACAUUUUCCGUUCGAAAUUCGGACUGCACCUGUUUCGUCCAAAUCAACUGUCAGCGAUAAACGCUGCAAUUUUGGGUAACGAUUGCUUUGUUCUCAUGCCGACCGGCGGAGGAAAAUCUUUAUGUUAUCAAUUACCUGCUCUCAUGGCCGAAGGCGUUACAAUUGUCAUCUCACCAUUGAGGAGUCUCAUACUCGACCAAACACAAAAGCUACUUUCACUCGAUAUUCCAGCAAUGUACAUGACAGGCGAUCAAACCGACGCCGAACAAAAUCUCGUAUAUAGAAAGCUUCACGAGAACAAUUGCGAGCUUCGUCUUAUCUACGUGACACCUGAAAAAAUCUCAAGUUCGUCAAAGUUUACGAGCACGUUGAAUUUUCUAUAUCAGCGGGGAAAGCUCGUUAGAUUUGUCAUCGACGAGGUGCAUUGUGUGAGCCAAUGGGGUCAUGAUUUUCGACCUGAUUAUAAAAAAUUGUAUAUGCUCAGGCAGAGAUUUCCUGAUGUACCACUUAUGGCAUUGACUGCAACUGCUACGCAAAGAGUUCGUUGUGAUAUUCUGCAUCAACUGAAUCUACAAUCACCGAAAUGGUUUAUCUCGAGCUUUAAUAGACCAAAUUUACGUUACACUGUGAUCACUAAGAAAAAAAAGGCAGCGUGCAAUCAGAUAACCGAAAUAAUUAAAAAGAAAUUCCCGAAAGAUUGUGGUAUAAUUUAUUGCAUUUCACGUAAAGAUUGUGACAAUCUUGCAGAAACUCUCUCGAUUAAUGGUUUGAAGGCUUCAAGUUAUCAUGCUGGGCUUCCUGACAAGGUUAGGAUUGAGAGACAAACACAGUGGAUUUCUGAAAAGGUAAAAAUAAUUGUCGCAACGAUUGCAUUUGGCAUGGGUAUCGACAAAUUAAACGUGCGGUUUGUGAUACACGGUGCAAUGCCAAAAUCCAUCGAAGGUUACUAUCAAGAAAGUGGUCGUGCUGGUCGCGAUGGUGAACCUGCAGAUUGUAUCUUGUUGUACAACUACGGUGAUGUUUAUCGUUAUCGUAAUCUAUUUGAACGCAACGAAAACACUAAUCCGGAAGCGGUUAAGACACACAUGGAGAAUCUUAAUAGAAUGGUACAUUUCUGCGAGAAUUUGGCUGACUGCAGACGAGCAUUGCAAUUGAAUUAUUUUGGGGAGCAAUAUGAUCGCCGAAACUGCAUUGAAAAUAAGGAAACUACAUGUGAUAAUUGCCAGAUGCACGAUCGAUUCGAAGAAUUGGACGUUACGGAUCAUGCAAAGAAUAUUAUACAGCUCAUUCAUUACUUGAACAGCAUCCGUCAGAAUUGCGUAACGAUGCUACAAGCUGUCAAUAUAUACAAAGGCUCGGAUAUAUCUCACAUUGUCAACAAGCUUGGUAACUCAUAUCAUCAGUGGUAUGGCAGAGGCAAGUCGAUAACAAAGUACGAAAUCGAACGUUUGAUGCAUAUACUCGUCGUUAAUAAUUAUCUCUGCGAAAAUAUGGAGCCGAACAAUGGUAUCGUUUGUGCCUACCUUGCGCUUGGUGUAUAUGCCAAUGAGUUGCUUUACGGUCGUGAUGUGCAGAUUUUCUUGCAAAAGAAAAUAAUAAACAUACAAUCAACGAUACCAACAGAAACCAUCUUGCCAGAACCACAAAUGUCGGCUGUGACAAAUGCGGCUUUGAAGGAUAUCGAGCAACGUUGCUACGAAGAAUUGAUGAGUAUGGUAAAUGGUAUCGCUGGUGCACUUGACGUCUCGGCAAAUUCGAUAAUGAACAUGGUUGCACUGCGUAAAAUGAGUCAAGAAUUGCCAACUAUGCAAGCGGCAAUGAUGAAAAUACCACACGUGACGGAAGCGAACUACGAGAAAUAUGGCAAAGCAUUGCUGGAUAUCACUCAGAAAUAUGCGAAAGAGAAAAGCAAACUAUUAGAAGAGGAAAGUGAAAUUCAGAGUGCCUAUCAAGAUUUGGAAUUCGAAAGUGAUAGUGAAUGGAUGCCAACAACUAAAACCAGAUACAAUAACAGCAACAAUGGCAAACGAAAGUGUAAAUUUCGUGGGCAAACAAAGAGAUUGAAACCAAACAAUUCAGAUGGAAACUCGUUUGGUACUGUCGGACCAAACGAUGCUGCACCGAAGACCGCUAGAGCUAAUUCUAGUACGAAUGCCAGAGGUAGAGGUGGUAGAAACGUUGGCAGAGGUCCUGGCUUAUGCGAUUUGGUGCAAAAGAAUUUGUUGCAUUACUUUUAGGUAAAAU
Messenger RNA from Phymastichus coffea, 3435 nucleotides. Its product is annotated as recQ-like DNA helicase Blm. Bases 336 to 3428 code for a protein of 1030 amino acids. The record is from RefSeq and is a predicted model, not a curated record. The transcript is spliced from 12 exons. Gene Ontology annotation, molecular function: nucleic acid binding; 3'-5' DNA helicase activity; four-way junction helicase activity. Gene Ontology annotation, biological process: double-strand break repair via homologous recombination; DNA replication. NCBI's taxonomy places the organism in Eukaryota, Metazoa, Arthropoda, Insecta, Hymenoptera, Eulophidae. Gene Ontology annotation, cellular component: chromosome; cytoplasm; nucleus.